This is a messenger RNA of Lobosporangium transversale, 2412 nucleotides long. RefSeq lists its product as hypothetical. The transcript is spliced from 10 exons. Gene Ontology annotation, biological process: mismatch repair. Bases 1 to 2412 code for a protein of 803 amino acids. Gene Ontology annotation, cellular component: MutLalpha complex. Gene Ontology annotation, molecular function: ATP binding; ATP-dependent DNA damage sensor activity; mismatched DNA binding. The record is from RefSeq and is a predicted model, not a curated record. NCBI's taxonomy places the organism in Eukaryota, Fungi, Mortierellomycota, Mortierellomycetes, Mortierellales, Mortierellaceae.
AUGUCUGCCGACGGAGAAGCUCUCGCUAAUGCUACCAAUGCAGUCCCUACCAUUAAGCGUCUAGAGGAGGCUGUUGUUAAUAGGAUCGCUGCAGGCGAGAUUAUUCAUCGCCCAGCUAAUGCUCUUAAAGAGCUCAUUGAGAAUUCGUUGGAUGCCAAAUCUACCACCAUUCAGAUCUCUGUGAAGGAUGGGGGACUGAAACUUCUCCAAAUUCAAGACAAUGGCCAUGGCAUCAAGGUCGAAGAUAUGGGGAUCGUUUGUGAGCGAUUUACCACGAGUAAACUUCGUACCUUUGAUGACCUAUCGUCUAUGUCUACUUAUGGCUUUCGGGGCGAGGCACUUGCAAGUAUCAGCCAUGUUGCACAUGUCACCAUAACAACAAAGACCAAGGAUUCUAACUGUGCCUACAAAGCAUCCUACUCAGAUGGGGUAAUUGUACCCGCCAAGCCAGGAGCUACUGCAGAACCAAAACCGUGUGCUGGUAACAACGGUACUCAAAUAUCAGCCGAAGACUUAUUUUAUAAUGUUCCUACGAGACGGAACGCCCUUAAGAACCCUACGGAAGAGUAUAAUCGUAUUUUGGAUAUUGUCAAUCGUUAUGCAAUCCAUAAUGAGGGCGUAAGCUUUACAUGUCGAAAGGUUGGAUCGAACACACCGGAUGUUCAUACAACAACUACUGCGACUGUGCUUGACAACAUUCGGACGAUAUAUGGCUCUGCUGUAGCUAAUGAGCUGUUAUCAUUGGAGCAAAAUUUCCCGGUCUUUUCCCUGAAGAUAAAAGGAUGGAUUUCUAACGCUAACUACAGUGUCAAGAAAUUUGCUUUCCUCUUAUUCAUUAACCAUCGAUCUGUGGACUCUCCUGCUAUUCGGAAAGCGAUCGAGGCCGUGUACGCGGCAUUUCUUCCAAAGAACACACAUCCAUGGGUCUAUCUUUCUUUAGAAAUGGAUCCUAGGAAUGUUGAUGUAAAUGUACAUCCUACAAAGCGCGAGGUUCAUUUUAUGAAUGAGGAAGAGAUCAUAGAAACAAUCUGUGGCGCAAUCCAGAACCGAUUGGGAGAUGCCAAUGUCUCCCGUAACUUUUUGACACAAACUUUAUUGCCACAAGUAGCCGUGAGAGCCCGUACUGAAGAGGCAUCGUCUAAAAAACCAUCACAAAAACUUUAUGAAUAUGAUCAAGUUAGAACAGAUAGUCGUGCUCAAACACUGGAUUCAUUUUUAAUCUCUGCUUCACCAUAUACCACCAUUACUUCCUCAUCAAACAAACGCCUGAAGAUUGGUGUCGAACAACUGGUAGAUAUCGAGGACAACAGCGAUCAAGAGAUGGAUCAAUCGAAUGGAAAAACUGUUCAGAGUCGAGACAAAAGAACAGCUUUCGAUGAUAGUGAAGACGAAGACAUUACUUCUACAUCAUCGGGGGCACGAGGCUCAUUGUUGAAAAACAUUGGUCAAUACAAAAACAGCACACUUGAGCGAGGGGCACAAGGACGAACUCACACUUCACCACAGGGAGCUGGGACCGCGAAACUCUUAAAAAGUAGCGAUUCAUCAAACUCAAGAACAAAGACAAAACAUCAACGUAUUGAGGUCAAGUUGACGAGCGUACUUCAAUUACGAGAAGAUAUUCGAAAGCAAGGGCACCCUAUCCUUACCCCAAUCUUUGCAAAUCACGCCUUUGUAGGUAUACUGGAUAACCAGCGUGGUCUGAUUCAGAAUGAAUUGGCACUUUAUCUAGUCAACUAUGAAGCUAUCAGUGAGGAGCUGUUCUAUCAGAUAUGUUUGCGCGACUUUUCAAAUUUCGGCUAUAUUCGACUGACGACACCAGCACCGAUUAAAGACCUUGUUAUGAUGGCUCUCGAUGAAGAACAGGAAUUAAUGGAAGGAGGCACAUGGCCGGAAGAGCUGAAGUCCAAAGAAGAAAUUGCUGAGACCGUUAAAUCCCAUCUUGUCACCAGAAGAGAAAUGUUGCGAGAGUAUUUCUCAAUAUGCAUUUCAGACAAUGGCGAUCUAACUGCUAUUCCAAUGAUGCUAAAAGGAUAUGUUCCAAAUCUUGAGAAGCUACCUGAUUUCCUUUGGCGAUUAGGAUCAGAGGUUGAUUGGACAGCAGAAAAGGCAUGCUUCCAUACCGUGGCAAGGGAGCUUGCCAUCUUUUACAGUACCCAACCCGAAUAUGUAGAAGACGACAUCGAUGCUGAUAGGGAUAGUGAGGACCAUGUCGACGAUGAAGAAAGUUUACAUGAUAGAAAGUCACCACAGGACAUCCGGGAUAUUCAGUUCCGGCACAUGGUUUCAUCUACUAUCUUCCCAGCCUUCAAAAGGAGCUUCAUUCCUCCAAAAGCAUUAAUUGAAAAGUCGGGCAUGGUUAUCCAGGUUGCACAAGUUAAAGAUCUUUAUAAGGUCUUUGAAAGAUGUUGA